Parus major (Great Tit) is the source of this 5385-nucleotide messenger RNA. RefSeq names its product SEC24 homolog C, COPII coat complex component (gene SEC24C). Gene Ontology annotation, cellular component: endoplasmic reticulum exit site; COPII vesicle coat. Bases 106 to 3429 code for a protein of 1107 amino acids. Lineage: Eukaryota; Metazoa; Chordata; Aves; Passeriformes; Paridae. Gene Ontology annotation, biological process: COPII-coated vesicle cargo loading; intracellular protein transport; endoplasmic reticulum to Golgi vesicle-mediated transport. Gene Ontology annotation, molecular function: SNARE binding; zinc ion binding. The transcript is spliced from 25 exons. The record is from RefSeq and is a predicted model, not a curated record.
GUGGCAGCGGCGGGCGGGGAGCGACGGGGCGGGAGCCGGAAGCGGGCCCGGCAGUGGCGGUGGCAGCGGCUGCGGUGGUGAGGUUAGUUUGGGGAUGUGAAUACAAUGAGUGUAAACCAGCAAGCUCACACGGGGCCUCCUUACGGGCAACCUCAGCCUGGAUAUCAGGGAUACCAGCAGCCUGCCUACGGAGGACAGUCAUUGCCAGGGGUUCCUCAGUCGCAGUAUGGAGCUUAUAAUGGGCCGAUGCCAGGAUAUCAACAGCCAGUCCCUCCACAAGGUUACUUUCCUUCCUUGGGGUUUCCUUCGAAGGGCUCUCCUGUAUCUCUCAACUCUGACACUUCUUCUCUUGCACCUAAUUUCAUAGGUUCAUUAAGAGCCCCGCCAACAUCUGGAGCUCCCCCUCCAGCCUCUGGAGCAUCUCAUCCUUCUGGCCACUUGGCAUACAGUCAGUUUGAACAUGGAGAUGUGCAGAAUGGAAUUCCAGCCUCAGCAGCUCCAAUGCAGAGGCCACCUGCUUCUCAGCCAUUUCUGCCAGGCUCAGCACCCACGCCUGUCAGCCAGAUAUCUACGUUCCAGCAAUAUGGGCCCCCCCCAGCCAGCGUGCAGCAGCUCAGGAAUCACAUGGCAGGGAUGACAAUUGGCAGUACUGCAGCCUCUGCUCCUCCCCCAGCUGGACUGGGCUAUGGGGUUGGACCUUCCUCUUACCCUCCUACCACGGGUGCUCCAAGGCCACCUGCCAUGCCAGGCCCACCACUGCCUGGGCAGACAGUUGCUGGACCACCACCAUCAUCCCAGCCUAAUCAUGUAUCCUCACCACCACCUCCAUCAAGUAUGGCAGGGCUGCACCCUGGGCCUCCCAUGAGUGGUCUUCAUGGACCACCUCCUCCCACUCAUCCUCCUCAGCCAGGAUACCAAAUGCAGCAGAAUGGUUCCUUUGGACAGAUGAGGGGUCCCCAGCCAAACUAUGGAGGAGCCUAUCCAGGAGCACCAAAUUAUGGAAGUCCACCUGGACCUCCUCCUCCACCAAAACGCUUGGAUCCAGAUUCCAUUCCUAGCCCUCAACUUAAUGAGCUGCCACCCCAGCAGAAACCCAGGCACAGAAUAGACCCAGAUGCAAUUCCUAGUCCAAUUCAAGUGAUUGAAGAUGACAGAAAUAACCGUGGGUCAGAACCAUUUGUCACUGGAGUGAGAGGGCAGGUCCCACCUCUUGUUACUACAAAUUUCUUGGUCAAGGAUCAAGGUAAUGCAAGCCCUCGCUACAUCAGAUGCACAUCUUACAAUAUUCCCUGCACUUCUGACAUGGCCAAACAAUCCCAAGUUCCCCUGGCUGCUGUCAUAAAGCCGCUGGCCACUCUGCCACCGGAGGAGACCCUUCCUUACUUGGUAGACCAUGGAGAAUCUGGUCCUGUCCGAUGUAAUAGGUGCAAAGCUUACAUGUGCCCUUUUAUGCAAUUCAUUGAAGGUGGAAGGAGGUUCCAGUGUUGUUUCUGCAGCUGUGUCACUGAGGUGCCACCUCACUACUUCCAACAUUUGGAUCAUACUGGAAAGCGAGUAGAUUUCUAUGACCGACCUGAGUUAUCACUGGGAUCCUAUGAGUUUCUAGCAACAGUUGACUAUUGCAAGAAUAACAAGUUUCCUAGUCCACCUGCUUUCAUUUUUAUGAUUGAUGUGUCUUACAAUGCUGUGAAGAGUGGCUUAGUGAGGCUAAUAUGUGAAGAAUUAAAGUCACUCCUAGAUUAUCUGCCUAGGGAGGGGAACAUGGAGGAAUCAGCCAUUCGAGUAGGCUUUGUCACCUACAACAAAGUGUUACACUUCUAUAACGUGAAGAGCUCACUGGCACAGCCACAAAUGAUGGUGGUCUCAGAUGUUGCAGAUAUGUUUGUGCCACUCCUUGAUGGUUUUCUGGUGAAUGUGAAUGAGUCCAGGACAGUUAUUGCCAGUUUGCUGGAUCAGAUUCCAGAAAUGUUUGCAGACACAAGAGAAACAGAAACUGUUUUUGCACCUGUGAUUCAAGCAGGGCUGGAGGCGCUGAAGGCAGCUGAGUGUGCUGGCAAGCUCUUCAUUUUCCACACCUCUCUGCCCAUUGCAGAAGCUCCAGGGAAGUUAAAGAACAGGGAUGAUAGGAAACUGAUCAACACAGAUAAAGAGAAGACUUUAUUUCAACCACAGACGAGCUUUUACAACAACUUGGCCAAGGACUGUGUGGCCCAAGGCUGCUGUGUGGAUCUAUUCCUGUUUCCAAACCAGUAUUUGGAUGUGGCAACACUGGGUGUGGUACCUUACCAGACCGGAGGCUCCAUUUAUAAAUACGCAUAUUUCCAGCUGGAGACAGACCAGUACAGGUUCCUGAAUGACUUGAGAAGGGAUGUCCAGAAAGAAGUGGGAUUUGAUGCUGUCAUGAGAGUGCGCACAAGCACAGGUAUUAGAGCAACUGACUUUUUUGGAGCUUUCUAUAUGAGCAACACAACUGAUGUAGAGAUGGCAGGUUUGGACUGUGAUAAAACAAUCACAGUGGAAUUCAAGCAUGAUGAUAAAUUGAAUGAAGACAGUGGUGCACUGCUUCAGUGUGCUCUGCUGUAUACAAGCUGUGCAGGACAGCGACGACUCCGCAUUCACAACCUCUCCUUAAACUGCUGCACGCAGCUUGCUGACCUGUAUCGGAACUGUGAGACUGACACCCUCAUCAAUUACUUGGCUAAAUAUGCAUAUCGUGGAGUCCUGAGUAGUCCAGUGAAGACUGUACGAGAUGCACUGAUCAACCAGUGUGCCCAGAUCCUAGCCUGCUAUCGAAAGAACUGUGCUAGUCCCUCUUCUGCUGGCCAGCUCAUCCUCCCUGAAUGCAUGAAGCUGCUUCCUGUGUACUUGAACUGUGUGUUGAAGAGUGACGUACUUCAGCCUGGCCCAGAGGUCACAACAGAUGACCGUGCCUACAUCCGUCAGUUAGUGACAUCCAUGGAUGUGGCUGAAACAAAUGUUUUCUUUUAUCCCAGGCUUUUGCCCCUGACCAAAGCAGAUGUUGACAGUGAUUCCUUGCCAGCAGCCAUUCGGAACUCUGAGGAGCGUCUCUCCAAGGGUGACAUCUACCUGCUGGAGAAUGGGCUGAACGUCUUUGUGUGGGUGGGAGUCAGUGUGCAGCAAGGCCUGAUCCAGAACCUCUUCGGAGUCUCAUCCUUCAGUCAGAUUAGCAAUGCCUUGAGUACCCUGCCAGUCUUGGAAAACCCCUUUUCAAAGAAAGUGCGAUCUAUUGUUGAUAUGAUUCAAGGGCAGAGAUCCCGCUACAUGAAGUUGAUAAUUGUGAAGCAAGAAGAUAAGCUGGAAAUGCUGUUCAAACACUUUCUAGUGGAGGACAAGAGCCUGAGUGGGGGGGCUUCAUAUGUGGACUUCCUGUGUCACAUGCACAAGGAGAUUCGGCAGCUACUGAGCUAGAGGAGUGAGUGGUGCUAGAACUCGGCAGUGACAUUUCAGUCUCCACUAAUGACCUGAUCAGAAGGCCCAGCGCCCUCAGAAAGGACAACAUAGAAAUCUGUACAAUUCCAUAAUUUUUAAUACACAUUGCAUAAGCAGAAAUCCUUUCAACCUUUCCCAAUCCCAUAUGAGAGAUGAAAUAUUUUCCUGGUGAGGGCUAAAACAAAAAAAAAAGGCCUUUGAUACCAGGUCUUUUAUUUGCAUUUAAAUUGUUUCCUGUGCUUGGCAGGAGUUCACCCCCCACCCCACCCCAUGCUCGCUAAUCCUGUUGUAAUGAAUGUAGGGUUUUUUUCAGUUCACUGUACAUGAUUCAACAUUGGGUGAAAAAGCGAUAACUCUUCAAAAUUUCUGGUAGCUGCUGUGCAUUUGCGUGGGUGUGUGUGCAUGCUCCAGGUGUCAAGAGGAUGCACAGGUGGGGAGGACAAGAGGCAGGUCAGGUGAUGGGAGCUGGAGCAGCCAAACAUUUUGUGUGUCCUCUAAGGAGGGAAACAUGAUCUGCCAGAGCACAGAUCUAUCAUGUGGCUGUCUGAACGAGAAAGCCAUGAAAAAUGAAACAAGUGGUAAGCCAGGAGGCAGCAGGGCAAACUUCUCUCUGCAAUAUUCCCAUACUGUAAGUUGCUGUGCAGAACUGUAAUGGAGUAAUCGAUAGUUAAGUGGGCAAAAAUCAACAGCUUCUGAGCAGUGUAGGGGUAGAGCCGGUACUUCCUGCUGACAUGUGUGGUGACUCCUUUCCUUCUCAUUGCACAGCUCUGUAUUGUCCUAGUCAAUCCAUGUUCCAUGACCUCUCCUGCAGAGUUUACCUGUCUGUCAGAUGGUGGUGGGAACAAAAGCUUCUUUACCUUAAGCAGAAAAUACUUUUAACAAGGUGAUGGGGGACUGUGUAGGAGCUGGAUGAUAAGGAAGUGGCCAUUUUCAACCAUAUGUUUGUGAAUCAUAGCAAACAAGCAGAAAUUUGAUUUAUACUGACGUGAAUUUGAGAUUUCUUUGUACCCUGGAAUACAAGGAAGGGGAUACAAAAGCAUAAGAUUUAGACUGUACUGUAAUAGGUAUUGCAAGUACCUGAUUUAGGUUAUUGACAGCACCUGGGCCAUAGCAAAGAGUUUCAUUACUGGAUGUUUGUACCCUCCACAUUCUAUCUACUGAUCAGCUUGCACAAAACCUUUUAUAAGCCUGUUUGUUAAACUAAAAUACCUCAGAUAGAUUAAUCCAUCCACUUUGGCUACUCUGCUGCUCCAUUUUGCAAGGGUGGAUGAGAAGACUCCUGUGAAGAGGGAGCUAGUGUAAUCGAAUUCAGAAUUCUAAGGGCUUCGUUUAUUCACUUUUGAAAGGGGGCUUGUAUAUUUUAACUUGAACACUUAACAGGUGUUCUUCCAAUAUCCAGGAGUUUAAGCUACCAAUAGUACUAAAAGUGAAAGGAAGAAUGUGGAUGGAUUAGAGAACAUGUUAUUUGGGUUUAAUAUCUCAUAGGAAAGUCCUUGUUAAUAUCAGAAAAAUAUUUGGCUGUGGUUUUAGUUCCAUAUCCUGUAGCAUGUAUAUAAAUCCAUUUUUCUUCUAAUGCUGCUAGUUUGUCUUCCCUCCCAUCACUACACAGAAAGGGGAACAUGAAAAUUGUAAUGGAGAAACUCUUUCAAGAUGUAGUUGACAGAACUUUCAGCGUUUUUGUAUGAAUGUGGCUGACUUUACUCCACAUACUGCCUCCAACCAAAAAUCUAGAGGAUUUUUAAUCAGAGGGGGAAAAAGAGCUUCCCAGGAAUAUAAUGCACAGCAACCACAGACUUCCACAAAUACUAAUUUAUAGUAUUAAUAUUGGGGGGUGUGGGGGUGGAAAUGAAAUCAUGAAUGAAACUUUCAUUUUCUUCACUUGUUUUUCCAAUGCAUCUUUUAAUUUGUAAAGAAAUAAAAAUAUAUUAAGAUGUA